Messenger RNA from Acaromyces ingoldii, 1970 nucleotides. Its product is annotated as putative HIS7-glutamine amidotransferase/cyclase. The transcript is spliced from 2 exons. Gene Ontology annotation, biological process: L-histidine biosynthetic process. The record is from RefSeq and is a predicted model, not a curated record. Bases 74 to 1894 code for a protein of 606 amino acids. NCBI's taxonomy places the organism in Eukaryota, Fungi, Basidiomycota, Exobasidiomycetes, Exobasidiales, Cryptobasidiaceae. Gene Ontology annotation, molecular function: imidazoleglycerol-phosphate synthase activity; oxo-acid-lyase activity.
GACUCGAGAAGAAGUCAAAGAAGCCGUCUCACCGCUUCACAAAGCAACGAUAUCCACGAACAAGAGGGGCAGGAUGCUUUACAUCCUUGACUAUGGGGCCGGCAAUGUGCGCAGCCUCGCAAACUCGAUUCGAAAGCUUGGACACGACUUUGAAUGGGUCAAGCAACCCUCGGACCUGGCCAAGGCCGAUAAACUGCUCUUUCCCGGCGUGGGUCACUUUGGACCGGCGAUGGAAUCGCUGCAGAGGCAAGGCUAUGCUGAGCCGCUCAAGGCCUACAUCGCAUCGGGAAAACCGUACAUGGGCAUCUGCAUCGGCAUGCAGGCCCUCUUUGAGUCCUCCACCGAGGCUCCCGGCAUUGCUGGUCUCGGCAUCGUGCCUGGUCAGGUCGACUGCUUCACCCCGUCAGAGAGCAAGACAGUGCCGCAGAUGGGCUGGAACACGGCGAGAAGCCUGAGGAGGGACGCUGCCUCGUUUGGCUUUUCCGUCGGCGAUGACGAGGCGCAGCACUUUUACUUUGUCCAUUCGUAUCGUGCCGCGCUUGAUGCAACAAAACACAACGAGUGGGCUCUGACGACGACGCAAUACGGCGACGAGGUGUUUCUCUCCAGUGUGAGCAGAGGCAACGUGUUUGCGACACAGUUUCACCCAGAGAAGAGCGGCCGGGCAGGCCUCGAGGUGCUGAGGGCCUGGCUGGAUCGAGGGAGCGAGGGAGCAUCGAAAGAUGCGCAAUGGCUUGUCGAUCUCGAAGACGCAAGCCGUCCGAGGAGCACAGAUGGACUGACCAAAAGGAUUGUGGCCUGUCUGGAUGUGCGAAGCAACGACGAGGGCGAUGUCGUCGUCACAAAGGGUGAGUCAUACGACGUGCGAGAAAAGGCGCAGCAGCAGCACCAGCACCAGCAGCAGCAGCAGCAGCAACAACAACAGUCGAAUGCGGCCGCCUCGUCGUCAGGGCAACGGGCCGUUCGCAACCUGGGCAAGCCCGUUGAUUUGGCCAUGCGAUACUACCUCGAGGGCGCCGACGAAGUCGUCUUCCUCAACAUCACCUCCUUUCGCAACUCGCCCCUGAAGGACCAACCGAUGCUGGCCGUCGUGGCUGCUGCCGCCGAGAGCGUUUUUGUGCCCCUGACAAUCGGCGGAGGCAUCAAGGACAGCGUCGAUCCCGACGGGACAAGGCACUCUGCGCGCGAAGUAGCCGACGAGUACUUUCGUGCCGGCGCCGACAAGGUCUCGAUUGGCUCCGAGGCUGUUCUCGCCGUCGAGGAGCUUCUCGCCAGUGGUGGCACAAAGACGGGUCAGACGGGCAUUGAGACAAUCAGCCUGGCCUACGGAAAGCAGGCCGUCGUUGUCUCCAUUGACCCGAGGAGGGUGUACCUCGAGCAAGAAGAGCACGUCGACGAAAAGCACCGACCGAGCGUCGUCGAGCGAGAUGGCAAGCGGUGGUGGUACCGGUGCACGAUCAAGGGCGGACGAGAGGAUCGCGACAUCGAUGUCGUCCAGCUCGCGAAGGGCGUCGAGACCCUGGGCGCCGGUGAGAUCCUAGUCAACUCCAUUGACCAAGACGGAAAGGGGCAGGGUUUCGACCGGGACCUCAUCGAUCUCGUCAGAGCGAGCGUGCGCAUUCCCGUCGUUGCCAGCUCUGGCGCAGGUUUGCCCGUGCAUUUCCGAGAUGUCUUUGAGCCAAAGCCGCUGGCUCGAGCCACCGCUUCGACAUCGCCCCCGACCAGUGUCGAGGCUGCGCUGGCUGCCGGCGUCUUCCAUCGCAAGGAAAUGACAAUCGACGAGGUCAAGCAGCACCUCGCCGACGGCGGCUUCAAGGUCCGAAGGGAGCGGACGGAUCAAGGGGCCGCAAAGGCUGUCCAAGAGGCGACAGCGCGGGGUGUCAAGGCCGGUUGACAGACUUCCCGACUACAUCGCUUUUUUCUAGAAUAGACAGAGUUUGGGCAAAAAGUAAUACAAAGAUGCAAGCGUG